Molecule: messenger RNA, 1629 nt
Organism: Marasmius oreades (fairy-ring Marasmius)
Lineage: Eukaryota; Fungi; Basidiomycota; Agaricomycetes; Agaricales; Marasmiaceae
Exons: 4
Coding region: 1-1629 (542 amino acids)
Molecular function (GO): protein binding
Source: RefSeq, a predicted model, not a curated record
AUGACCUUGCUCGAAUUGCCCUCCGAACUUCUCAUUUCUGUCCUUCGUCACCUCGAUGGUCCCACUCUCGCCCGCAUCUCCCAAGUCAAUCGCUUUUUUCACACCGUCGUCACCACAUCCUCCAUCCUCACCUACCUCCAACACCUCCACGUCCACAAACUACAAGACAACGCUGCCUGUUCUCAUCUAAGCACUUCCGAGAAACUUGCUCUGUUGAAAAAGCAACAGUCUGCAUGGACACAUUGCAAACCAGACUUUGAACUCUCCGCGCCAAUCACCUUCCGCCCCGGCAGUGUCUACGAUCUUUCCGAUGGGAUCUAUCUCUUGGGUGAACACGGGAAACAGGUUCUGCGCUACAUGCAACUUCCGAGAACACCCGCCGACAAGAUCGUGUGGAAAGCGUUCAAACCGGUUGUUGAAGAGCCUACGGAUGUAAGAAUAAAAACAAUCGUAGAUUUCGCGAUCAACAUCCACGAACACGAUUUAAUUGCUCUCAUCACUUCGAUGAGGUAUCGCGGUGGACGUAUGUCCAAAUAUGAACUGAGCCUAUACCAGCUCUCGACUGGGAAACCCCACCCACUCGCAAAACAACCAGUAUUAGAGGUGAUGCGGGAAGAGUCCCAACUAGGUGCACCUGUUGUCAACUGCGAGAUAGUUGGAGACUAUCUCGCUCUCAUUGUCUCAUUCUGGUUCCCCAUCGGACCAUGUGAAGUCUUUGUAUGGAAUUGGAAAACCGGGAACGUAUUACUGAACAUGGAAGGCGAAUCCGGAUCAUACGCCGGAAUCGUCUUUCUAAGCAUUGACACAAUCCUCCUCCCAAACGUCCUCGAAAACAACCUCGAAAUAUGGCGCCUCCCCUCCCUCGACGGGACCCAAGAACAACCCACCGCUCCCAUCCUCACCCUCGGCCUCUUCCAAACCGCCAUGAAUUACAACGUCCGUUUCAUCUCCUGCCGAGCCGAACCCAACCCCGUCCCCCCCAACGCCAUUCUCAAAUCUGACGCACCCUUCCACCCCGCUCCAGAAGACGCGAUCGUGUUAUUGCAUUUCAGGAUCCACGGCAUGGGCCUCGUUUCACUCCUCACUGUCUUCGUCCAUCGGAGUUCGGUUCUGAAGAUCUCGGAAGAACCACACGAGCGAGAUGUGAUUGAUAGUGUGUCUUCGAUUCCGUGGGCGGAGUGGGCACCGAGGAUUACGUUUUGUCAUGAUUGUGGGGGGGAUAUGCCGUCUAGGUGGAUUACGACGACAUGUGGGCAGAGGUAUGUGCUUUUGACGUUGGAUGAUGAGGAUUUGGAUGAGGACAUGGAGGAGGAUGAUGGGUUGGAAAAGGUUCCGUCCAAGGUCCGAGUUUUGGAUUUUGCACCUGGGAAUGUAAGAUUGGCUGAGCUGCGCGGGGUCGGGGAUGAGGGUGAGGAUGAGUUGGUGGUUAGAAGAGGGCCGCAUUAUAUACCUACGGGGUCGCAGAAGUUGUUUGCGGAUGAUAUGGUGACGUAUCUUCCCUAUGUGGAGAGUCGGACGAAGAAAAAGUAUAUGUUUGAUGGGGCAUUGAUUGAUGAGGAGAGGAUUAUUGGGAUCAAGACUGAUAUUAUUGGACAUAUCACUGGGGUUGAAGUCAUUCAUUUUGGUUGA